CCUUAGGGAUUUAUCAGAGUUUUUAGACUCCUUGAUUAUUAUUUUUUAAAGUGUGAGUCAUUCUGGAAGAGUUAGAGAACUUUCAAAGAUGAUACACAUCAGUGGAAAUGAGUUCAGUAAGAUUUCUUUCUUUCUGUCACCUUCCUGGCUUGUGACUGGGAAUUAGCAGAUCUGCGAGUUUUGUUUCACUUUUGGAGAGAAUAGAGAGCAGUGAAAAGGGCAAUAACAAUAAUAAGUAUGAAACACCAUGUCAGGACCUUGAGCUCUUCUUAGGAUCUGGGAGAACUUGAGAAGUUCAAGGACAGAAGAACUCAGGAAUGUUCAGCUAUGACAUUGGUCAUGUGGGCAUUUCUGGAUUGGCCUGAGAAGUAACCAACAAUUGUAGUAUUGUUACCCUGAAAAAAUGCAACUUGAGAUCCAAAUAGGUAACUUGUAAAGGAACUUUUGAGAUACAAUCCAUUCUCACUGAGUUCUCAAAGAGGGGGCUUCUUGGAGGGGAUCUUGAGAAGAGACAGUUUCAGGCAGCAUUGGUGUUGCACAGGGAAAACAAAGAUAGGUAGAAAUACACAACGUAUAUGAGCUAGUGCUGGAAAAACAUUCGUCCCUGGGAUCUGGGGCAGGCAGUGACCUGUUGAAAACUCGGCCAGCAGAGACACUUCUCCAGAGUAGGGUGGAAAAGAUGGCCUGCAUUUAAAGAGAGGAGGUUUAUGCUGAUGCUUCAUUCUGGAUUCUUGGGACAGCUUUGCUUCUUGAGUCUCAAAAAGCCAAAGGCCUUGGUCUGAGUCUACCUUCCUCCCGAGAGUCCGUGGAAAGGAGACUAGUGAGCACUCAGCAGAGGCAGCGCAGCCACGGUUUGAGGAAGUGUGAGAGGAUCUGGGUGGGAAGGUUAAGACCCUGGGACAAUUCCACCCGCGGGCUGUGAAAGGGAAGGGGGCUUAGGAGGAGCGAGUGAGCUCCUUAGAGCCUAGGAGCACCGAGGCAGGACGCACACUCCCGGCAAAGGUGUGGUGUGGUCGCGCACGGAGAAGGGACAGCAGAGAACACGGGCGGGAGGGGGCGGCUGCGGUGCUUUGGAGAGAAGUGGGAUCAGGAAGGUUAGGGAAGCUGACCCUGCAGCGACGUGCGCUCGGAGCAGGGGAGGGUCUGGGCUGGAGGGCGGCGUGUGACCGCCGAGCUGCGGCGGCUGGAACAGGUUGCUCCACCCCGCCCAGGAUCAGGCUAGGGGAGCCGGCGUGGCUGCGGCUGCCAAGUCCCGCCGAGUGCGUCUGCGAACUCCCGGAGCGGAGUCCCGCGUCCCGCCUCCUCCCCGCGGGGCGCACUCUCCUGGCUCCCCGGGGCCCCGCGUCCUCCCGCCCGCAACCCUUCCCCACUUUUCCCCGCUUUUGCAAUCACAUGGCAUUUUAAGAAUGCCAGAAAGAUGGCGGUAGCGGCGGCAGCGGCGGCGGCGGUGGCUGGGCCGGCUGGCGGGGGAGGCGCCCGGGCGCAGCGCAGCGGGCUGCUGGAAGUUUUGGUGCGGGAUCGCUGGCACAAAGUUCUGGUGAACUUGAGCGAGGACGCCCUGGUUCUGAGCUGCGAGGAGGGCGCUGCGGCGUACAACGGCAUCGGGACCGCCACCAAUGGUUCGUUCUGCAGGGGUACUGGGGCCGGGCACCCGGGCGCAGGCGGCGCGCAGCCCCCGGACUCGCCCGCUGGGGUCCGCACCGCCUUCACCGACCUACCCGAGCAGGUGCCCGAAUCCAUCUCGAACCAGAAGCGCGGCGUGAAGGUGCUGAAGCAGGAGCUGGGCGGGCUGGGCAUCAGCAUCAAGGGGGGAAAGGAGAACAAGAUGCCCAUCCUUAUCAGCAAGAUCUUCAAGGGGCUGGCGGCAGACCAGACCCAGGCCCUGUACGUGGGCGACGCCAUCCUGUCUGUGAACGGAGCAGACCUGCGGGAUGCCACCCACGACGAGGCGGUGCAGGCGCUGAAGCGCGCUGGCAAGGAAGUGCUGCUGGAAGUGAAGUAUAUGCGAGAAGCCACACCCUAUGUGAAGAAAGGGUCUCCAGUGUCCGAGAUCGGGUGGGAAACACCACCACCUGAAUCCCCUCGGUUAGGGGGCAGCUCCGCAGACCCUCUGUCAUCGCAGUCCUUCUCCUUCCACAGAGACCGGAAAAGCAUCCCCCUGAAAAUGUGCUACGUCACUCGGAGUAUGGCCUUGGCCGACCCUGAGAACAGGCAGCUUGAAAUCCACUCUCCAGAUGCGAAGCACACAGUCAUCCUGAGAAGCAAAGACUCAGCCACUGCCCAGGCCUGGUUCAGUGCCAUUCAUGCCAAUGUUAGUGAGCUCGUGACCAGAGUGAUUGCCGAGGUCAAAGAGCAGCUGGGGAAAACAGGCAUUGCUGGGAGCCGAGAGAUUAGGCACCUUGGUUGGCUUGCAGAAAAGGUGCCAGGAGACAGCGAGAAACAGUGGAAACCAGCCCUGGUUGUACUGACGGAGAAAGACCUUUUAAUCUACAACAGCAUGCCACGGAGGAAGGAAGCCUGGUCCAGCCCCGUGCACACAUACCCUCUUCUUGCCACCAGGCUGGUCCAUUCAGGUCCAGGGAAGGGAUCACCCCAGGCUGGUGUGGAUCUGUCCUUUGCAACACGAACUGGUACCAGGCAAGGGAUUGAAACCCAUCUUUUCAGGGCGGAGACCAGCAGGGAGCUCUCCCACUGGACAAGGAGCAUAGUUCAAGGUUGCCACAAUGCUGCUGAACUCAUUACUGAAAUCACCGCUGCUUGCACCUACAAAAACCAGGAGUGCCGUUUGACCAUACAUUACGAGAAUGGGUUUUCUGUUACCACUGAACCACAGGAGGGUGCCUUUCCCAAGACAAUCCUACAGUCUCCUUAUGAAAAGCUCAAAAUGUCUUCAGAUGAUGGAAUCAGGAUGCUGUAUUUAGAUUUUGGAGGCAAAGAUGGAGAGAUUCAACUGGACCUUCAUUCCUGCCCCAAGCCAAUUGUUUUCAUCAUUCAUUCUUUCCUGUCAGCUAAGAUUACAAGACUGGGCUUGGUGGCCUGAAGAGAGGAGCGACUUGCUUUGAGAAAUGGAGGGCUGCCAUGCCACCCAAGCAUGUGUUGUCGGACACCAUCUGUAGUGAGCAGAGCACCAGAUGUAGCAUACGACAGUCAGCUCUCGAUCUCAGGAGUCACAUGUAACUGUCCCAGACCCGUCAGUCUCAGCAACGAGAAGGGGGUACCCUAAGAAAGCACCCCGAGGAAUGUCAGAAUAAAGCUUUGUAGAACAGUACAAAGUUAAAGAGGUGAGGGUGAUUGGAAAGACACAGUGUAGCUUUUACAUCAUGACAACCAAGGCCAUGACCAUUAGAACAGCAUGUGCAGAUCUGAAUCAUACUGGUUUCCAGGCAACUGGUUCACCCAGGUAAGCAAGGGCUGAAUAGAUGAGAAAUAGACAUUGUCACCUAGUCCCCCAGCUCCCUACCCCCAGUAACAACCAUCUCUUGUUUUUUUGCGAUUUAUUUCCUAAUUCUGGUUGUGUUGACUUUCACUGGUAGAAAAAGAAAAAUACUUUGAAUAGAAACCCACCUUUUAUUUAAGUAUAAAGCAAUGGUUACCAUUUUUUUUUAAUGAGUUAUCUUUCAAUGGUGUAGAAUGAUUCCCACAUAUUCUCAUUUGCAUACAUGGAGCAGGAAUUAAAUAAAGCAUCAGAUAGUGAUCUGAGCUGUAAGCUAGUGGAAUCUGAGCCAAAGUAGACUGUUGAAAUUGAUAAGCUUUGCUAAAGAGUUGUAUGCACAAAAGAUGAUUAAUUCUGGGACUUCCCUUACAUCAAGGUCUGCUAUCUUACAGCCAAGAAUGAUAGUUUUAUUUAUAGAGGGCAAAUUAUGGGUAUUAUGUUUUGGAAAAGAUUGUCAUCUGAUUCAUAUAUAUAAAACUUGGAUGGUUAAGGUUAACUAUUUCUCUUUAUUUUGUGGUUUUAGGUAGAAAUACUGAGCAGUUUAUGACCCUCAAUUCUGCCUGUGCUUGUAUGCAUGCAUUUUCAAGCAAGCAGUAGAGUAGCCUUGUUUAAUAACGCUGGGUCUUACCUAUAGGCCCAGUAUUUUAAUCAGAUCUAUUGAUACUGUCUACAGAUCUUUUGGAAUUCCAAAGAAAUACUAUAAUGACCUGAUAUUUUUCUACAAGAAUACUUUCAGACAGUAUAUAGCACAUUACUGAUUUAAUGCUUUUGCUUUUAUCUUUAAUAAUUCACUAUGGCUGGGCGAGGUGGCUUACAUCUGUAAUCCUUGCACUCUGGGAGGCUGAGGCAGGUGGAUUGCCUGAGCUCAGGAGUUCAAGACCAGCCUGAGCAAGAAAGAGACCCUGUCUCUAAAACAUAGCCGGUGUCUGUAGUCCCAGCUACUUGGGAGGCAGAGGCAAGAGGAUCACUUGAGCACAAGAGUUUAAGGUUGCUAUGAGCUAAGAUGCCGUGGCACUCUACCCAGGGUGACAAAGUGAGACUCUGUCUCAAAAAAAAAAAAAAGAUUCACUAAAAAUAGCACCUGUUAUUCAAUUUUGGAGUCACUUUUGUCAAACCUUGAAAAUCAGCUCUAGAAUUUCUGCAAGCGUUUCUGGCACUUAUUUCUUUCCUCUGUAGUUUGCAUAGACAGACUUCCUGUGUUAAGAUCUGUGUUUUUUAAGAACCACGCUUUAGCAAAUACCCAUCCAAACACCUUUAAAAAGUGAAACUGUGUUAAAAGAACGUGACUUUGCUCACUCAGAUAUGGUAUUUAUUGAGUGGCAAAGUUUUAUUUUAAAUCAGCAUUUCCCCAAAGUAUGAAUCAUAUGAUACUAGUUCCAGGAGGCAUUGAGUAAGUGCUAUUGAUUCAGGAUAGGGUUAAGGGUUUGGCAACAAACUUUAAUACUGGGUUUAAAAAAAAAAUGUUGAAACAGAUUUUAGGAUCGGCAGCUUUCUCAAAGACUUUAAAGUAAUCUGGCGAGGCAUUCCUCACCCGUACCUACAGAACUCCUUUCUAAUGGAACAUCCUGUGAAGCUAGUGAUUUUUUAAAAAAUGCUUUAGAAAACACAGCUUUAGGACAUUGAUUUUUGUUUGUUUGUUUCCUAUUUUAAAAUGCUGAAAAGUCCCAGCUUGAAUACUGUAGGAAAGCUUUAAUGCACUUGUAAAUUACAUUGCACUCUUUCACUAUAUAUUUUCAAAAAUCACUGGAAUGUUGUUAUACAAAAGAAUUAUACUUGUGUAUUGUAAAUAACAUAUUAGAAUACAUAUAUUAAUGCUAAUAGUUUGAUUCAACAAUAUGUAAUCUAAGGUGCUCGGUACUACAUGAAGUAUGAGUUAAUUACUUAUAAAUAAGUUGCAAAAAUCCUAUUAUAUAUUUAUAGACAAAUUAAAAUAAUCAUAAUUA
This is a messenger RNA of Nycticebus coucang (slow loris), 5376 nucleotides long. RefSeq names its product syntrophin beta 1 (gene SNTB1). The transcript is spliced from 8 exons. Bases 1418 to 3040 code for a protein of 540 amino acids. The record is from RefSeq and is a predicted model, not a curated record. Gene Ontology annotation, molecular function: structural molecule activity; protein binding. Lineage: Eukaryota; Metazoa; Chordata; Mammalia; Primates; Lorisidae. Gene Ontology annotation, cellular component: intracellular anatomical structure; synapse; dystrophin-associated glycoprotein complex.